This is a messenger RNA of Trichobilharzia szidati, 7653 nucleotides long. Lineage: Eukaryota; Metazoa; Platyhelminthes; Trematoda; Strigeidida; Schistosomatidae. The record is from the annotation of a GenBank genome assembly.
UGGACCAAGGCCUUGCGGUAUUUUGGACUACAGUGUUCCACUUUGGUCGUUGAAGUAUUUACGUUCUUCGGUUUAAUCUUCCAAGGAUUUUCGCCUAUACUUAUCAUCAGUUAGCAGUCCUCAGUGGACUUCCAACAGUCCAUUAGGAUUGAUAUACUAGUCCGUAGCUUUACUACUGGAAACUCCUUAUGUGUAUAACGAUGGUAGAAGAUAAACCUGAUAUAAAUCAACAAAGUGCCACUAAAGAUACGGAAGAUCAUGAUUUCCUAGCAAGUGUCAAGCUGGAUGUUGCCAGUCCUGAAAGGCCAUGUGAAGCAUCAUCUGAAUAUGUUACCGCAAUAUAUUCGUAUAUGCCUCAGCAUUCUGACGAAAUAAAGCUUCGGACUGGUCAGAAAAUUAAGGUAUGUGCUUUAAGGUUGUGAAGAUGGAUCCAGAGAAAAAGGUAGAAAAGUAGCUAUGGUGACGGACAGUCAACACUAAAAUAUUUUGCUCUAAAGGCAACAUUUAUUUCCGUUACCGAUAUUGUGGCAAUAUCUGUCAGUAACACAUUACUUUUAUUAGGAUCCUAGCAAUAAGCUAGUUGUUUUUCUUACAUUUUCACGUAACGAUUUUACCAGAAUUUAUCACUGAAUUACUUAUACAAACUACUCUCUCCCCGUCUAAUCUGGUAAAAAAAAUUUAUUAUUUAAGUUUAUAUUUUGACGCUGACAAAAUACAAGCUUUUGUGAAGCAAUCAUUCUACAAUUUUCGGGCUGUAUGCAUAUUAUGAUUUCAGUACAUCGAUAAUCUAUAUGAAAGUGUAAAGUAAUUGCAGUGUACGUUCUCUUCAGUUGCCUUGUAAGUUACUGGUUGUGUUUAAGGUAGACCUUAAUUAAUCACACUUACUAAAGACUUCUCCUCUUAAUACCCUAAUCAGUACUCUACCUAACGUGUAAGUACCGAUUAACGAACUUGAAGUAAAAAGGCUUGUGACAUAGUAAUGCGCCCUGAUGAGAAUUGUAUUUCUUACCACAGAUUAAGUGUCGAAUUUAAUAAAUAAGAAUAGUGUACAACUUAUCUGUUAACUGGCUGGGAUAGCAAGCUCGAAGAGUGCGCUUAUUGAUAGCACAACGAGGGAGCGAGCCACCUGCGAACAGUCACGUCAGAAAAACAAAGAUGGCGUGGAAUCAUAUUACACGAAUGCGUUAAAACAAAAGUCCAAACAAUAAAGGUGCACUACAACCUUAUAAGGUGCAACUAGAAGGUUAACAGUGUCAUACACAACUGAUAUUUCACCUCAUCCGAAUCGCUAUCAGUGUGUACCUAUAAGAAAACUAAAAGUAGUCGAUGAAUUAUGCUAUAUCUUUCUUAGUUUUUUGUAAACAUUCAUGUGGCAGCAGAGGUGACUGUCAGCUGGCAUCAAGUCGAAAUGUACUCUGGUCUCUCUAGAACUUGGCAAUUUUUACUUUCUCGAGUUUAUGGGAAGUAGUCAUCAAGUUGCCCAGCACCUAUGGGACACAUUGUUUUUAUCGUUCUAUUCUCCUUUUUUUGCAUUAGAAUGAUUUGUAGUUGGAUGGCAUGAAAUAUAUUCAUCUAUCAUAGUUUUCAGGACUUAUUCAUAUAUACGGUGUAAUAAUGACUUUAUGCUUCUGAGAGAGGUCUAGUCAUAUGAAGUAGCUGUUUCGUAGUUCAUAUUUAUGUCCACUUAUUGCAGAUGGGAAAUCUGUAUGGUGUAGAAUGUUUUGUAAUUAUUAGGAAAUGAAGCAGUAUUUUUCACAUUAAUGCAUAAGAACUGAAUAUUAGACGUGUUGACGUGCUGAAAGCAUCGUAGAUGUACUUUUCUUAUUUAAAUGUAGAUAUUACCCUUAUAUAGACAUGAUUACAGAGUUUCUCGAAGUUUUAUUUGAACUAGUAUGAACAUUUUAGUUAAAAAAGAAGCAAUAACAUUUACGUGUUUUUGAAUUUAUGACAUUUUUUUUGGUUACAGAUAUGUUUAUAAUUUUACUUUUUCGCUGAUUGAGAUUUCUUAUGGACUAUCCUAAUUUUCACAUUAUUAUUUUUGCUUAGCUUUUGUCCAAAGACUGUCGACAUUCGGGAGCUGAAGGAUGGUGGGUUGGCCAAGAACCAAACACUGGUUAUGUUGGUGUCUUUCCUAGUGGAUAUGUUUCCAAUACAGAUGUCGUAAAUGUUACUUUGCCAGACAUGGAUAAAAUCCAUACUAGUUCAUGUGAUCCCAUCAAGCGUAGUGAUGAAAUAGUAGUGGAUAAGAAUACAGAUUCAGCCAUGGAGAUGAGAGACAUAGAUGAAACAACCAUAAAUAAACAGUCAUCUGAUGGUAACAUUGUUCUCAGAAAGAGUCAUGUUAAAACGAUUCCUGCUUCUGAGUUGGUACAGCAACAGUUUAUCGGCUCUGGUGCAUUCGGAAAAGUUUAUCGGGGUCUGUGGCGUGGCCAGGACAUUGCGCUUAAAAUGUUUGAUCUUGCUACAAGUCAGGUGGACAAUGAAGCUUUACAUCUGUGUAGACUAUCACAUCGAAACAUUGUGAAAUUCUAUGGAAUCUGCAGGUUGGAUAACUCUAAUUUUCCUGCACUUGUAAUGGAGUAUGCCUAUGGUGGUUCUCUCAGUAUGGUUCUUAGCCAGCGGCCGUCACUUGGUCCUCUUAUUUUACUUGAUUGGGCCUUACAAAUAGCCAAUGGAAUGGCAUAUUUACACUCGGACGCCAGAAUUUGUCACAGAGAUUUGAAGUCUUCUAACAUUCUUAUCAGAGAACCUAUAAAGAGGCCGUUUUCAACAAAUGAACUUCAGGGAUGUACGCUGUUAAUAACUGAUUUCGGAAUGGCUUGUCGUUCUAGUCAAUUAGCACCUCAGCAAUCGAAAUUAGGGACAGUAGCAUAUGCAGCACCAGAAGUUUGCCGUCAAGAGGGUUUUUCUUUCAAAUCUGAUAUAUGGUCGUACGGUGUUGUCCUGUGGGAAUUACUUACGUUGGAUGUACCAUUCCGUGCAAUGGAACAGCCUAGAUUGUUGUUCAUUAUCGCUAUGUAUAAUUACACGUUGCACAUACCACAAGGUGUACCUGAUCUUUUCGUUCAGUUAUUUAAAGAUUGUUGGUCACCUACUCCUACAAGUAGACCUACAUUCGAAAACAUCAUCGCCAGACUUGAAUCGUGUAAGGAUUGCAGUUUUGUUGAUUUAGAGCCUAGUGAAUUAGCUCAAAUUCAACAAGGCUGGCGUGAACUCAUAGCAGCUCAUCACAAUGAAGAACAACAGUCUGUAGCUGAAGCAUUGUCAUCAUCAUUUAAAAGUGGAAGUUUAGAUUUUACAAGCGAGCUUUUAACACAGUUAGAGUUGUUACGCAACUAUCGUGAAUCUUUGGAUAGAGUGAAAGCAGAUCUAGUUGAAAGAGCUCAUCAACUCCAUAUGAAAGAAGAGUUGUAUAAUCGAAUGGCCGGCACUAUGGGUCAACAUUUCAUGCUUCUGGCUGUUCUGGCUGCCAACCAUUUAAAAGAUCCUACCCAUACAAACCAAGUCGUCCAGCCUAAACCACCUCCGCCUAGAAAACGCCCAUUUGUUCGUAGCCUUUUCAGACGAUGGGGAAGUAAUGGAAAUCCAUCUACAGAGGCUGAUUUCAUGCAUCAAGGCGCCUUUUACGCGAAUAGUCUUCACGGAAAGGACCGUAAACGCUCUGUCAAUUAUGCACAGCCUAAUCGAUCACAUUUUGAUGUAAAUACAAAUAAUGCCACAGAUUCAAAUUCCUCCGUUUUCGAUGAUACUCUACCAUCAUCUUCUCGUAGAGUCGGUUGCAGUCAAGGGGGAAUACCUUUAAUUUCACCACCCACAGAUAUGAAACAUGUAGUUCAUGUGGAUUCUGAUUGGUUUACGGGUCAAGGCUUGUGUGAAUCAACAAUGAGGUUGUUUCCCUCUGCAACAUUCACAAAUUCACCGAUCGGAUUAAAUAUUGAUAGAUGUCGUGAUGCUUCACUGAGUUCCUGUUAUGGUUCUCAGAUAAGGCCGUUUACGAACACAAAGUCGGAUAGCGAUGUAGCAGAGAAAUCUAAUAUGAAGUCGUUACGCCUGCAUUCUUGUGGGAAUACUGUUACAGAUCUUCAGUCAAACGAACAGCGUUAUGCUAAUGCUCAGACUAAUUGUCUUCAUUUUCAAAGGAAUUUCAAUAGGUUGCCGAGAAAGUCGAAUUUGGUUCGAAAGUUUGAAAAUAAAAACAAUUUGGACUUUCUGCAGAAGUCCAGCAAUCAUUCAGUUGGAUUUAGUAAUUUUUUCACACCGUUCACUUCCUAUCAAUAUGAAAUGAACAACUGUAAUGAGUGUUUUCACAAUCUUACAACUUCAAAUACCCUUGAUAACAGCGAUGAUUGUAUUAAUGUCCCAUUAAAUCCUGUCCAGCUUAAUGAUGAUGUUUCUGCUUAUGGUCCUUUAAAAACGCAUUUUACAGUGUCACCUGUACAGCAUGACUCCAGACGUAACCAGUUGCCUGAACAUAAUAAUUCCAAAGUUACACAACCAAAAUUUGAGAUGAAAAUUCCCAUGCAGGACAAUAGUAAUUCACCACUAAAUGAGAGACGUCGAUCUGCUUCCGGUCCUGUCGCCUCCUACGAUUUAAAUGCCAAAUGUAAUGAUUACUUGGUGAAUAGCAAUGACAGAAGUUCACUUAGUGGAAUGCCUAACGAUUUGCUGUAUAUGAUUUGUAAUCCAACCAUACCGUUAUUGAGAUCUGAUUUUACUGGACAGCCUUCUAGAAAGUUUCUGUCAACUGUGAAUCCACCUGCUAUUGCUGAUUUUCACCCAGAUUUGAACUAUUUUACAGAAGAUCCACAUCCUUCCAAAGGCAUAAGAAAUUCAGUGAUUGAAAAUGUGCUAAUGUCAGCUUUUCGUUUGGCAGCUUCAUUUUGUUUUUGUGGUGUUGAACCUGACAUCGAUGACGCCAAAGUUAACGCUUUAAUUCCUUACAAUCCCAAAACAAUUUCAUGCGUCCCUAAAUUCAGGAAUACUUUAAAUUCUAACACACAUUUUGAUUCACAGUCAAAUUUGAAUCAUUCCAAGUACAAAAGUACAACAAAGUAUACUGGUAACGCAUUAAUACUUUCUGGACAAAAUGCACCAAAUUUCCGACAUGUUUCCUCAGGUAAUUCAGUAUACCCUAUAGACAAACGCAAGUAUAAGUUCUCAAUUCAAGAUACUCGUCGUAUACAGAGCGCUGAUCGCUGCCGAAAUUCCAAACAUAGUACUUCUUCAGCAUGCCCUGUUUGUGUGAAUAUGGGUCUCGAUUCAAUUAAUCCUUGUGAAGCACUUCUGGAUCAUCAAGCUGAAUUUGGGGAUCCUCACUCGCCUUUUUUGGGUAUGUUAGCAGGAAGUGGAAGACGACCUAACGUAAAUCGAACAUUCAUGGAGGUUGAUAAUUCUGAUAAUUCUGUUUUUUCGGAGCAGCACAAGUUAAUUUCAAACGACAAGAAGGAGAAUUACUUCACUUACACACAUGAAGAUUUGCCUGAAGAUAAUAAUCAUACUACGUGUAAAACACAUUGUGAUGAUGGGAAACAACGGCCUGCUCACUUCAGUAGACAUAGUGGUGAAUAUAAAAAGAAUAGUGAUAAUAAUUAUAAUAACAAUAGUAAUUCAAAUCACCUUAUUUAUGGUAAUUCAUGCAAUGAAAAGGUACAUUGUUGUAAUCAAAAGGAAUUGUACGAGAAAAAUAAAUCCACAGGUAAAUUGAAUUGUGCAUUUCGUUGCUCACAUCUUUCUGUGUGUAUUGAUUGUUGUCAAAAUAUACAAAAUAAAAAUGUUGAACUAACCAGUAACAAUAGUCGAACAAUACUGCCGCAUAUAUUAACUUCUUCACAUUUAACACAUAAAUGGUCAUUAGAUCAUACUAAAACAUUAGAUAAUAAUAAUCUAUGUUCUCCAUCUAAUUCAUUCAUCUCUUCUCGAAAAUUUUCAUCAGAAUAUCAACCGAGUGUGAUGUCAGUAGAUAAAUGCCCAGUACCUGAGUCUUCUGGUGUUUGUAUAUCUUCACCUGACAGCCAGUAUUGUCAUUUUUCUGUGUCAAUGAAUCCUGUUGGUGUAUCACGUGAUGCUUAUUUAAAAGCAACCCAAGACGGCUUUCUAAACCGGACUGUUUAUGAACCAGCUGGGGAAUCUAAAUUUUGUUAUUCUUCUUAUUCUAGUCAAACAUCUCGAACAAAUUCUCUAAAACGUUCAGAUAAUGACUAUUCCUUUUCUAACUCUGCGUAUUCAAAUAUCCAUGAUCCAUUUCUCAAUGAUGAUCCAGAUUCUGAAUCUGAGUCAGAUCUCGAUCAGUAUGGCAAUACAUACCAAUUGGACUAUUCUAGUUUCAUACUGCGGUCUACAUCUUCGUCACCGGUAAACUCAAACCUACCGCAGAAUCCCUUAUCCCCUUCAUCAAAAUUACAGUCAAAUAUUUCUGAAAAUGAGGGUAAACUGUUUCAAAAUCUGAAUCCAGAAGUUCAUGGCGGUGCAGAUGAAGAGGAUCGCAUAACUCUUGUACCUAUAGAUAGUGAGGAAACAAAUAAUACAAUUCAAAAUUCUCUGAAUAUAAAUGGUUCUGACAGCAGAAAGAUUUUUGUCGGGACACGUGAAAGUGACUUAUUACCUAACAAAACUACCAAAAAAGUUCUUCAUCGCAGCCAAGCGAUCCGAGAACGUCAUAGACCUCCAUUCUUGACCCUUUUCCGAAACCGGUCUCUUCCGAAUUGUGCUGAUAAUGAAAGCCCAUCUUCAGAGUCCCGUUCAUUCCUAAUUUGUCCUUCAGAUGGUACUAUGCACGAAGAGUACCAAUGUCUUCGACAAAGUCAAGGUUCGGAGAGUCCUUGUGGACCCUUUGUUUCACUUCACUCUACAUUUCUGUAGCUUUCUAGUGAUCACUACAUUCUCCGCGUCUGUGAAAGAUAACUUUUCUGUGAUUUCUAUUUGUCAAACAUUGUGAACGCUUUUGUUUCGAGCAUUUAUUGUUACUACUUUCAGUUAAACCGUUCUCUUAAUUCAAGUUAUCUGGUGUGCUAUGUUCUUAAGCUUCCAUUUUCUUACACUAACAUAUAUAUAAAAAUAUGUAUACUGACAUUUACCUUUUUGUUUAGAUCUAUCAUUUUAGGGACUGAAAGGUUUGGUUUUAAGUUUUUUUUUUCUGUACAGUUGUUUGCUAUGUAUUACCGCACAUAUUCUUUCAUAAUAAUCUCUCUUACAUUUUUGUCACCGUUGAAUUCAUUUGCUACUGAGUCUUUCGUUGUUCCAUACUAGUUUUCUGUGCGCAUGUAUAUAUUUAAAUUUGUUCUGUUGCUAAAUUUUCUAAAAUAUUUCUUCCUUUUUGAUAAUGACCUGUGAAGCUGUUACAUAGUUGAUACUUUUGUUUCUGUAUACCAGGUUUGUCAUGCUUUUUGCAUCAUCAUAAAUCACCCCUUAUGUAAUAUUUAGGUUAUGGAAUUCACAUCUGUAAAUUUCGUCUAUUGUACUUAUACUGAUCUCAUUUAUGUCUCAUACCAUAUUAAUUAUGUAUACACGAGAUAAUGAAAUAUUUGUGAUGAAACUUUUGGCUAUAAACCAUAUCGGUUAAGUUACUGUUCAAAAUUUGCUGUGUAAAUUCCUCGUGUGUUUUUUUUUCUUGUUAGGUUCCUAACACAAUAAAGGCAAACAUCAUCAGUCUUGAAA